AGUUGUUGCUGAGGAGGUUCCGCUGUUCAGCACUGUUGAAACUGGCAUGCAUUCUACGCUUUGGUCGAAGAGCAGGAGACUGCACUGCUUUUGAAAAUGUUACCUUUCUCCCAGCGGAGUUACCUCACACAGCAAAGCAAUAUCGCGAUAUGCCAUCUUCUGUGCAUAAUUUCAGGUGCAUGGUGCAGUCAGGUGGUGGUGCCUAAGAGGGUGAGUGCCGUGCUGGGAAAGAAUGUGACAUUAGAGUGCAGGGUGGAGGUUGGCACAAACCUCACUCUUACUCAGAGUUCUUGGGAGCGCCGUCUUCCUUCAGGCUCUGUCACAGUGGCUGUGUACAACCCACAGUUUGGCACUUCCAUCCCUCCAGAGUAUAUCAACCGUCUGUAUUUCCGGUCGCCGUCCUCCCAUGAUGCUACCAUUGUACUGGAAAAUGUGGGAUUUUCUGACAUCGGGAUCUACACCUGUAAGGUGGCUACAUUUCCUCUGGGAAACACCCAAGCCUCCACCACUGUCAAUGUACUUGUUGAGCCAAAGGUAUACGUGUCUGCUGGUUCAACCGCCCUGAUCGAUGGUGGCAAUGAAACUGUGGUGGCCACCUGCAUCGCAGAACGAGCACGGCCCCCUGCUGAGGUGUCGUGGGAGUCCAACCUUUUUGGCCAGUCAGAAGUGCAGCUUUUUGAUGAUGUCAAUGGCACAAUCAGCACACAAGUGCGCUACAUCUGGCAGCCCACACGUCACGUCCAGGGCCACGCACUCACUUGUGUGGUCCGCCAUCCUGCUCUGCAGAGUGACUUCAGGAUCCCCUACCAGCUCAAUGUGCAGUUUGCUCCUGAUAUCUCGGUUUUGGGGUAUGAUGGAGACUGGUAUGUUGGCCGUGAAAAUGUUCAAAUGACAUGCAAAGGCAAUGCAAACCCUCCAGCUCAUCACUUUCGGUGGAUCAGAUUGGACAGUGAAAUGCCGGAAGGGGUUGAAGUUAUAAACAGCACUUUGCUCUUCCUGCGCCCCCUCCAACGAAAUGACUCGGGAGUUUACAGGUGUGAGGUUGCCAAUGACAUCAACCUCCGCAGUCGGGAUGUGCGCAUUCUCAUACAAGAUCCUCCCAUCAUGCCUUCCACCAUUACCGCUCCUGUCCUAACCGGCCCUUCCUCCUCCACCUUUGUGGUCGAUAAGAACCUUGUCCUUCUGAGCUCCCCCACACUCGAAGCCCUGCCUGAAAGUAACCUUGGUUCCAUUGUGGGUGGGGCUGUGGGAGGGGCCUUGUUCCUGCUACUGCUGUUGUCUCUGGUUGGCGUAUGUUACCUACGGAAACAGCAGUCUUUUCAUGGCAACUACUACACCAAGCAGUGCCUGGGUCCCAAUGAUCUCCAAAAGGCCCAGACACAGCAUGAACUGCGUCCUACCAAAUCUGGCAGCAACUCUUGCAGUCGGGACCACGAUCGAGAGGAGUGGGGCGACCGUGAGCUGAAACAUGAACGCGACCGUCGUCAACAUAGAAACUACAACGGAGAAGAGUAUCCCAUUAAUGGGUACACAAGAGCCAUGAGGGAGAGCGGUCGCCAGCAACAGAAUCAUCAUCAUGAACACAAGCAGUAUUCUAGUCCACAGCCGGCCAGAUGUAGCCGGUACCCUCACCCGCCUAAACCACGAGGAAACGACUCCCCCUACCUGUCAGAGGACUGCUACAAUAGUGGGGCUGAGGGGGAUUAUGUGUCUCACACAGAUGGCUCCGUCAUCUCACGUAGGGAGUGGUAUGUUUGACAAGCUACAAGAUUCUGCAGGGGCAGAGCAACAAGGGUUUUGUUUAUUGAAUAUAAAAAAAAAAACAAUUUUUUUUUCUCCUGUGUUCACACACACCUCAACUAGGCUAGUUUGUUUUUUUUUCUGUCCAAGGGUUCGGGUUGACGCUUGAGACAGGAUGUUUGUACUCUGUCCACAUCAAAAACAGACUGUUUAACUAGUUUGUUGGCCUACACAAGUAACUCGUUAGUACUUUGUGUGCGCGUGUGUACGUGUAGAAAUGAAUGGAAAAAUUACUGUAUGUGCUGUUGCUGCCUUACUACAUGGACUUGCACAGUUAAUUUAGCAUCACUUGGGUUUUGAAUUGAGGCCCUGACAGCUUCCAGAUGACUGUUGGGUAUCUUUUUUUUUUUUUUAGUUUCUACAAAAUCAAUGUUUUUGGUUAUGUGAAGUUGGUGAUUGCUCAUUGCACACCAACCCACCAAACUUUGUUUGAAAUUAUGGAUUUACUUCAUAAAAUUCUUCUGAAAACUUCAGGAGGGUUCCUAUAAUUCUACAUAUUUUUUUUAGUUUUUUUUAGAUUUUUU
Messenger RNA from Melanotaenia boesemani (Boeseman's rainbowfish), 2324 nucleotides. It is a transcript of the gene nectin3b, whose product is annotated as nectin cell adhesion molecule 3b. Gene Ontology annotation, biological process: homophilic cell-cell adhesion; heterophilic cell-cell adhesion. The record is from RefSeq and is a predicted model, not a curated record. The transcript has 6 exons. The coding region runs from base 97 to 1758 and encodes 553 amino acids. Gene Ontology annotation, cellular component: apical junction complex; adherens junction. NCBI's taxonomy places the organism in Eukaryota, Metazoa, Chordata, Actinopteri, Atheriniformes, Melanotaeniidae.